AUAACAUCAUCAGCAUAUAAAUAAGCUUCUUCUCACUUGUUUCCUCGUUCUUCGCUUUCAUUUUCUUCUUCCACAUACUGAGAAGAGGAGAAUAAUUUAUUGAAGAUGCCACAAGAGAGCUUCCAUAAUCCAUUUUUCACUUCUCCUUCAAAGAGAGGAUUGAAGGGUUUGGUUCCUAACAACAACAACAAUAAUAAUAAUGAAGCUUCUUCAAAGAAUGCCAUAGCAAUAAUAGAGGAAAGUUUCAAUGAUCAUGAAUUGGCUCAAAGAAAGGCAGAGGAAGCAGCUUCAAGGAGAAACCAAGCAUCAGAAUGGGUUCGAGAAAUGGAUGAAGCAGCAAAAGCAUUGCUCCCAAAAGAACCAUCAGAAGAAGAAUUCCGCAAUGCGCUUCGGAAUGGACUCAUUCUUUGCAAUGUCCUCAACAAAGUCCACCCUCGUGCUGUUUACAAAGUGGUGGAGAAUGGUGGGGUUGCGGUCCCAAGCGCAGAGGGCGCAGCACACUCUGCAAUUCAAUAUUUUGAGAAUGUCAGAAACUUUUUGGAGGCUGUCAAAGAUAUGCAGCUUCUCACUUUUGAAGCUUCUGAUUUGGAGAAGGGUGGUUCAUCAAACAAAGUAGUAGACUGUAUUCUAUGUUUGAAAGGGUACCAUGAAUGGAAGUUAUCCGGUGGAGAGGGAGUAUGGAAGUAUGGUGGAACUGUGAGAAUUACUUCAUUUCCAAAGAGAUCUUCUCCUUCUUCAUUAUCCACAAUUGGAAGUGAUCAAAGUAGUGGUGAUGAUCAAUCAUUGUUGGAUGAACAAAUAGAGGCAUCACAAUAUGAACACUUGUUAGAGUUUCUUCAACUUUCUCAAGAGUUGUUGAUUCAAGAAGCAAGAACUGCAAACACUCUCUCUUUCCUUUUUGAUCACUUUGGACUCAGGCUUCUUCAGGCAUACCUUAGAGAAACUGAUCACAUUCAAGAUCUGCCUUUCAAUGCAAUGGUAAUUGAUACCCUUCUUAGCAAGGUAGUCAAAGAUUUCUCAUCCUUGCUUACUUCCCAAGGCACUCAGCUUGGACUUUUCCUGAAGAAGAUACAGAAAGGUGAUAUUGGGUGCCUAUCAAAGAGAGAGUUCAUAGAAGCUAUCUCACUAUAUCUUAAUCAAAGAAGUAAUUUGGCAUCAAAUGAUUUCUCCAAAUUCUGCAUUUGUGGUGGUAAACGUGAAAAUAUCCGCCAUAACAAUAAUAAUAAUGGCAAUUAUUCCUCCAAGCAUAUUGAAGUAAUCAAUAACCAACAGAAGCAACUUGAGGAAAUGAAAUGCUUUUUUGAAGAGACAAAAUUGGAGGUCAAACAAAUUCAGUCAGAAUGGGAGCAAGAAAGUAGUGGGCUAGAGGAACAUAUCAAGAGCCUUGAAGUGGCCUCGUCUUCCUAUCAGAAAGUUUUGGAAGAGAAUCGUAAUCUUUAUAAUCAAAUACAAGACCUCAAAGGAACCAUUAGGGUGUAUUGUAGAGUGAGGCCAUUCUUACAAGGACAAUCAAAUGGAGAGUGUACAGUAGAUUAUAUUGGAGAAAAUGGAGACAUGAUGAUUGUGAACCCCCUUAAGCAAGGCAAAGAUUCUAGAAGGGUAUUUUCAUUCAAUAAGGUGUUUGGAACAACCAUAACACAAGAGCAAAUAUAUGGUGACACUCAACCACUAGUGAGGUCUGUUUUAGAUGGUUAUAAUGUGUGCAUAUUUGCGUAUGGACAGACCGGCUCAGGAAAGACUUAUACAAUGAGUGGUCCUGAUCUUACAAAUGAAGAGACAUGGGGUGUAAACUAUAGGGCUUUGCGUGACUUAUUUGAUAUAUCGAAGGAAAGAACAAAUGCCAUAAAAUAUGAAGUUUAUGUUCAGAUGAUUGAGAUAUACAAUGAACAAGUCAGAGACUUGUUAGUCAUUGAUGCCUCUAAUAGAAGAUUAGAUAUACGAAACAACUCUCAACUAAAUGGUCUAAAUGUCCCUGAUGCAUUCAUAGUUCCAGUCACUUGUACCCAAGAUGUUCUUGAUUUGAUGAGAAUCGGUCAGAAGAAUCGCGCCGUGGGUGCUACUGCGCUAAAUGUUCGAAGCAGCCGUUCUCACAGUGUUCUAACCGUUCAUGUUAGAGGGGUGGAAGUGGUUUCGAAUUCGAUUCUUCGGGGUUGUCUCCACCUAGUUGAUCUGGCCGGAAGUGAAAGAGUUGAUAAAUCUGAAGCUGUUGGUGAAAGACUAAAAGAGGCUCAAUAUAUAAAUAGGUCACUCUCUGCACUUGGAGAUGUUAUCUCUGCUCUUGCACAAAAAAGCCCUCAUAUUCCUUAUAGAAAUAGCAAGCUCACACAAGUCUUACAAGAUUCUUUAGGUGGGCAUGCAAAAACUUUGAUGUUUGUUCACAUAAAUCCUGAGGUUAAUGCAAUUGGGGAGACACUUAGCACACUCAAGUUUGCUGAAAGGGUUGCAUCCAUUUCACUUGGUGCUGCUCAAACUAACAAAGAAACUGGAGAGAUCCGACAACUAAAGGAAGAGAUUGCAGGUCUGAAGUUGGCAUUAGAAAGGAAGGAAACAGAACUUGAACAAUGGAAGAAUGGGAAUAACUCUAGAAAUGCCAUUGAAUCACAGAAAGGAAGAGCUAUUUCACCUUAUCGCUUGCCCAAAUAUGGAAACACUAGUGCCACCAUGAAAUCAGAGACUUGUCAGAGACCAACACCAACAGAUGAUAAAACUUUUGAGGGGAGGAGUUGCUCAUCGGGUAAGCAAAGAAGGUCAAGGUUCCCUUCAGCAUUGGAUUCACCAAUGGCAAAAAUGGAAAACAUUAAUUCCCAUAAAGGAAGAUCUCCAUCACCUCCAGUUAUAAGGAGAUCACAAUCCACAGAAAGAGGUUCAUCAGUCAUUAAAAUCAAGGUCAAAAUCGACACAGCAGAUAACAAUAACAAUAAUAACCACCAAACCCAACCAAUCAUCAAGCAUCCAUUCCCAUCUAGUAGGAAACUUCAUCAAGAAAUUAACGAAGAAGAACAAUUCAAGCAAGCACUUAGUGUAGUAAGGCAAGGUGGUAUUAGAAAAAUCACUAAGCUUGAUGGUAACAAUAAUAAUAAUAAUUAUUAUUAUAAUAAGGGUAAGGCUAAGAAUAAUAAUUGUCAAUUAUUAUCACCCUUUAAGAUUAAUGAAAAGCAUGAUAUGGUGAUGCCUACUGCUACAUUUGGUGAAAUUGCUUUGGAGUCACCAAGAACAAGUGAUUAUUCAGAUCAGUCAGAAAAUAGCCUUGGCUUUACUGAAUCUGUUACAGAUUGUGGCGGUUUAAAUCUAACCAAGAUGCGUGAUAACUUUCCAAGGACUUCUCAUAAUCUUUUUGGUUCAAGAGGAAUGGUGCAAGGAGGAGAACCAUUAUCAGCUAGCAGAGUUGAGAACAAAUUUUUGAGUGGUUCAGGAGGUAGUAAUACUAAAGAAUCAAGUAAGACAGUAACCAUGCCUGAAUUUAGAAGGAGCAGAUCUACCCCACGUGGAAAGUUUCUUGGUUUAUCAUGAAGAUUUCAUCUUAAUCAGUUAUUUUCCUAUAUUAUAUACCUUUAUAUAUAUUUAUUUACUUUUGUACAGAAGAUACUACUCCAGCAAUUUUAUAUCACAUAAUUUCAUACAGACUUUGAAGGUUUUUUGAGACUAAUUAAUUAAUUU
Molecule: messenger RNA, 3657 nt
Organism: Arachis stenosperma
Lineage: Eukaryota; Viridiplantae; Streptophyta; Magnoliopsida; Fabales; Fabaceae
Product: kinesin-like protein KIN-14F
Exons: 18
Coding region: 106-3510 (1134 amino acids)
Biological process (GO): microtubule-based movement
Molecular function (GO): microtubule binding; microtubule motor activity; ATP binding
Source: RefSeq, a predicted model, not a curated record